Aspergillus aculeatus ATCC 16872 is the source of this 2154-nucleotide messenger RNA. RefSeq names its product Zn(II)2Cys6 transcription factor. The transcript has 5 exons. Gene Ontology annotation, biological process: DNA-templated transcription; positive regulation of transcription from RNA polymerase II promoter by galactose. Gene Ontology annotation, molecular function: zinc ion binding; DNA-binding transcription factor activity, RNA polymerase II-specific; RNA polymerase II cis-regulatory region sequence-specific DNA binding. The coding region runs from base 1 to 2154 and encodes 717 amino acids. The record is from RefSeq and is a predicted model, not a curated record. Gene Ontology annotation, cellular component: nucleus. Lineage: Eukaryota; Fungi; Ascomycota; Eurotiomycetes; Eurotiales; Aspergillaceae.
AUGGCUGACGCCGAGUCCCCGGCUCAAUCAACGGGUUGGCGGAUCGCCAAGGCAUGUCAGGAGUGCAGGAAGCGGAAGAUCAAAUGCAACGGAGUCAACCCCUGCAAAACCUGCCAAUUGCGGGGGACCCCAUGCAUCUACCGCGAUGUCGUCCGCCAGCGGAGGAAGAGAUAUCAAUAUCAAGCGAGACUCGAUACUGACAGGCCUGGGUCUGAUGGGGCCACCACUACCACUACUCGGCCCGACGAGGGCAGUGCUGCGCGGCAGUGGUCUCCCGGUCCGUCACACCACCAAGCACAAGCACGUCGGCGGAACCCAUCGGUCAGUUUGAACGUCAACAACAGCGUCUCAGCCACCCACAUGACAUCGCCCUCAUGCAAGGUCCAACUGUACUAUGGCUCCACCUCGCACUUUGCCCUCAUGCACGAGGUGUACAGAGGCUUGGUGGCCAACAGUCAGUCGGCCGAGGUGGAUCGGCCCCACGGCGAGGUUGAAGAAGCCGGAGCUGGUCUGGACAUGUUUAGCUUUCGUCGCGUCUUCUUCGGUACACCCUCAGACUCCCAUGAUGCCACCAAGACCGUUGCGGGCCUGGACUCUCAGCUGCUUUUCUUGCCCUAUGAGCUAGCCAAAUGCUUUCUCGAACGUUUCUUGGCUACCCUGUACAACCUGGCCCCGUUGUGGCCCAAGGAAGAGUUCUAUUAUCAACUGGAUCAACUGUAUGGCCAAGGGCCGGAUGUUCGUCCCGAUAAAAUCACCCAGUCAAUCCUGCUCGUGGCCAUGGCAACUGGAGCACUGGCCACCCAGCAUCACAGCUGGGGUGAUACGCUUUACGAUCGCGUCAAGCUAUCCAUGCAUUCACUUGAUGAUGUUGUGAACCUACAAACCAUCCAGCUAGCGCUCAUCAUGAUAAGUCACGCCCAUUAUCAAAGCGAACAGGGCAGGCCCAACUCUACAUUCCUGCUCAUGGGCACAGCCACACGAAAGGCUAUCUCAGCUGGGUUGCACAAGGAAGCCCCAAGUGCGGGCGAAGACGCCGCCGACAGCACCGAAAAACGACGUGCUACAUUCUGGUCCCUCUGCUUCUACGAAAUCUGGACGUGUUUCCACCUUGGACGACCAAGCUCGCUGUCAUUAAAGGAUGUCAGUAUCGCCCCUCCUGAGGAUUCUUUCCUCCAGGUCCUCGUCAGCCUUGGCAAGGUUGUUGCUCGAUCGGCGUCGGAGAUGCACGGCCGCCGCCAUGAGUCCUUGCUACAAAUGUGGAAGAUUGCUAGAUCAAUCAUCGACGAGCUCCGCGGUUUCGACGGCUUGAUGAGACAGGCGCUGGGCUUUGGGCUGGACAAAUGUGCCCAGCCAGGGAGCUUGGGGGUGCGACAGAUCAUUGCGACCACUCUAUAUUAUCACACAAUUCUUCUCACCUUUCGACCAUUUCUGAUAUUUCGUGGACGGUGGCAACAGGAUAUGAAACGGUCAUCAUGCGUUGCGGGUACGAAACGAGCGACUGAAAUUCCCUCAUGGCUCAACGACGCCUGCAACCAAGCCCUCAGCGCUGCAUGCCGGACCAUUCAUCAUCUAUGCGAAGCAUCGGCGUGCAAUGAACUUGUUAGAGAGUUGCGGUAUCAUGGCUACUUCUUAGGCAACUCAUCUUUUGCGCUCAUGUACGACCUCAUGCACGGUGAGAAUCUUGCGGCCACACACCUGCCGUGGAUCCAUGCUGCCGUGCAAGGAAUGUCACAGAUGCGGCCUGGGGAUCCGAUCAAGAGUUCCAUUACCGCCAUCCAAACUGUCUUGAGGAAACUACACCCCUCGUAUGAGUGGGUAGCACCGGAAACCGCCAAAAGUCAGAUGUAUGAUUAUGAAAACACACCACCCUUCAAUCCACGGCGACAUCCGACGUCCGCCUCCCACCAAGGGCAGAGUUUCAUGCCAAUGGCUACACCCGGGGAUCCGGCGACAGUAGGGACCCUCCCCAUGCUGUCUGAUCUACAAGGAAAUUUGUUACAGGACGACAUACGCAUCCCCAGCGGUAGCGUAGGCAGUGGAGAUGAUCUUCUCGAUUUCACACAAUCCGACAUGGGCUGGGACUUUGAUUUCUCCACGAUGGAUCUGGAGGCCUUCUUUUCCAUCAAUGCAGACCUAGACCCGAUGGCGUUCUGA